AUGGUAGUGUCACACGCCGGUGGGUGCAGGGGCUCAAGGGGCGGCAUAAACUCAUCAAAAAGCUGCAGGCGGAGAAAAGCCUUUCAGGAGGAGAUUCAGAGUUUUCAGGAGACAACAAUGAGCUUUCAGGAGAAGAUCAAGGGCUUUCAGGAAACCUUCUGGGGGGAGGAAAAGCCAAUCUGGGAGGAGGAAGCUGCCUUUCUUGAGGAAGAAAAGUCUAUUCAGGAGGAAGCAGAAGCCUUCCGGAGGGUGUAUUGUGACUUCUGGAAGGACUAUAAUGCUUUCUGGAAGAAAUAUAAGGAUUUCUGGAAACAAGAUCUGCUCCUCUGAAAGAAAGACAGAGUCCUUCUGGAUGAGGACAGAGUCCUGUGGGCAGAAGAAGCAGCUCUGUGGGCAGAUGAAACAGCUCUCCUGGAAGAGGAAAGAGCUCUCUGGGAAGAGGAGGAGGCCCUCCAGGAAGACCAAAAGACCCUCAAGGAGUGUGAAUAUAUCUGGGAGGAGGCCUUUGGUCCUGAGAGAGAGAGUAUCUCCAGGGAUGUCACUAUCGACAGAGGAAAGGCAUAA
Messenger RNA from Charadrius vociferus (killdeer), 564 nucleotides. RefSeq names its product coiled-coil domain containing 70 (gene CCDC70). The transcript is spliced from 3 exons. Lineage: Eukaryota; Metazoa; Chordata; Aves; Charadriiformes; Charadriidae. The record is from RefSeq and is a predicted model, not a curated record.